AGAUUCAGCAUACAAACUCCCAGUAAUUCGGCGUCCCUUCGCUUGUUGCAAAAUCAUCCGUCCGACAUACGUGGGGGCCUCUCGCACUCCUCGACCGAAGACACCGAAGAAACCUCCAGGCCAAGGCGCCACCCGGAGAGAGAGAGAGAGAGAGAGAGCCCAGACACUACAGCCGUAGCCAUGGAUCGCUUCGCGCUGGACAAGCUCAAGAAUGUCAUGGACGACGCGAAGAGCGCCGUCAAGGCCAAGAUGGGCACAGAUGUAGAGCGCAAGAUGGAGGAGGCCCUAUCCAACAAGAACUGGGGCGCGUCUAGUACACUGCUCAAUGAGAUCGCACAGCUCACCUACGACUAUGAGGCCUAUGGAGUCAUCAUGCGCAAGAUCUGGGAAGCGCUAGACGCCGAGGGCCGCCAGUGGCGCGCCGUGUACAAGGCAUUAAGCCUGUUGGAGCACCUGAUCAAGAACGGUACUGAGCGUGUGAUCGAGAACGCACGCGACCACAUGUUCAAGCUGCGCCACCUCUCGGGCUUCUCUUACCACGAUGGAUCUGUCGACCGUGGCAACGGAGUGCGUGACAAGGCCAAGCAGCUCGUGGAUAUGCUGAACGACAAUGAUAUGAUCCGUACGGAGCGUGAGAAGGCUGGACGUCUGCGUAACAAGUAUGUGGGUAUUGGCAGCGGCGUUGGCGGUGGAAUGGGAGGAGGUUACAGUGGCAGCAGUAGCUACAGCGGAGGAGGUGGCGGCUACAGUGGCGGUGGUGGUGGUUACAGUGGCGGUGGUGGUGGUUACAGUGGCGGUGGUGGUUACAGUGGCGGUGGUGGUUACAGUGGCGGCGGUGGUGGCAGCUACAGUGGCGGUGGUAGUACGAGUUACAGUGGGGGAGGAGGCGGCUACAGUGGCGGUAGCAGAGGUUACGGCGAUAACGACUCGAAAGGCUACCAGGAGAAAGACAAGAGCUACUCCAGUCGCUACGCUGAUGAUGACCGUGAUGACGGAAGCGGUGAGUCGGAGUCCGAAGAGGAAGUCCGAUCCAAGCGACGAACGGCGUCGUCGAAGAGAAAGGCAGCUGCGAAGAAGAAAGAGGAACCUGAGCCCAAGCCUGCAACAAAAGCACCUUCCGCAGCGCCGUCUCUUCUGGACAGCGACUUCUUCAGUGCCGCUCCCGCUGCAGGUACAACUUUGUCAUCUUUAUUCAAUUGGCUUUUAUCGACACUUAACGCUUCAUGUUCGCAGCACCCGCUGGAAACACAUUCGACCCGUUUGCUCCUGCUCCUGCUGCUCCUGCCGCUGCGCCUCAAACGGCGUCAUUUGCUGCGUUUGGAAACGCUGCUCCCGCUCCUCAGCAGUCUUUCGACGCGUUCGGCGCACAGCCGCAGCAGCAACAAGCCUCGUUCAAUGCUUUCGGAAACACCAGUGCCCCUGCUCAAGGGAACGCUCAACAGUUCGCUGCUUUCCCUGCACCAGCUCAGCAGGGCUUCAACGCGUUUGGCCAGCAAGGCAACACCGCAGCCCCACCUGCUCCUGCGUUCAACCAGCAGCAGUUUGGACAGUUCGGUGGGAUGCAGGGCGGUAUGCAGGGCAGUAUGCAAGGAAUGCAGGGUGGAAUGCAGGGAGGUAUGCAACAGCCUAUGCAGGGUGGCAUGAACAUGCAGCAGAGCCGCACAGCUUCGAACCCAGGGAUGAGUCAGACGCGAACGAACUCUGGUCCGCAGCCGGAGCAGAAGAAGAGCAACGACGCAUGGGGAGCUGGCUCUUCGCUCUUCGACCUCAACAACCUGGGAAGUUCUACCGGUAGCAAUGCCAGCAACGCAGGUCGUCCUGGUCAGCAGCAGCAGUCCAACGCAAGUUCCAACAGCUUCAGUGGUCUGGAUACUCUCGCUGGUAUGCCCAGUAAGCCUGCAAUGGGAGCUGGAGGUAUGAACCCCAUGGGCGGUGGAAUGAACUACGGCGGUAUGAACCAGGGUGGAAUGCAGCAGCCUUACGGUCAAAUGCAAAUGGGUAUGGGCGGUAUGCAGCCUCGACCGAUGGGAGGUAUGGGCAUGCAGCCAGGAAUGGGUAUGCAACAACCAGGAAUGGGUAUGCAACAGCCAGGAAUGGGUAUGAUGAACCAGGGAGGCUUCGGUGGCAUGGGGCAGCAGCAACAACAGCAGCAGCAACAGCAGAGACAGCAGCAGGCGUUCAGUCAGUUCGGCAACUUUAGCUGAAGUGGUAUCAACCCAGCCACUCUUGGUUGUUAAUUAGCGCUACGGUCUCAAGACGAGGAAGACAGGUGCUCAAUAUGCUGAUAAUGAAACGGGAGUGGCAAGUUGAUGCCUACCGUCCGAAACAAUUAGACAAAGGGGUUGUCGGAUAAGUCCCAGCUUGUGUUUGUUCUAGUACGUUUGCAAAAGAACAGCAUUGGUGACAGUUCUAGCUCAGGCCUGCAGCAAUAACACAGCAGACUCACAAUGAUCAUUGGCGCUUUGUGUAGAAUCCAAAACGCCUCAAUUGACAUCACUUCCCCUCUGCUGUGACGCUGAUGUUUCAACGCAGAGAGGUUGUUAGAUGAUGAUGGAGG
Phytophthora nicotianae INRA-310 is the source of this 2557-nucleotide messenger RNA. RefSeq lists its product as hypothetical. The record is from RefSeq and is a predicted model, not a curated record. The transcript is spliced from 6 exons. Gene Ontology annotation, molecular function: phospholipid binding; clathrin binding. The coding region runs from base 181 to 1644 and encodes 487 amino acids. Gene Ontology annotation, biological process: endocytosis. Lineage: Eukaryota; Oomycota; Peronosporomycetes; Peronosporales; Peronosporaceae. Gene Ontology annotation, cellular component: endosome; plasma membrane; clathrin vesicle coat.